Lingula anatina is the source of this 623-nucleotide messenger RNA. Its product is annotated as histone H1. Gene Ontology annotation, molecular function: double-stranded DNA binding; structural constituent of chromatin; nucleosomal DNA binding. NCBI's taxonomy places the organism in Eukaryota, Metazoa, Brachiopoda, Lingulata, Lingulida, Lingulidae. Gene Ontology annotation, cellular component: nucleosome; nucleus. The record is from RefSeq and is a predicted model, not a curated record. Gene Ontology annotation, biological process: negative regulation of DNA recombination; chromosome condensation; nucleosome assembly.
GAUAGUCAUCGACGUUUCACCUGCAAGUAUAGAAUGGCCGACGCCGCUGCACCAGCACCUGCAAAGAAGGCUACCAAAGCCAAGCCAAAGGCCCCAGCCAGCCACCCGCCAGUGGCCGAAAUGGUCAACGCUGCCAUAGGUACACUGAAAGAACGUGGGGGCUCUUCUCUCCAAGCCAUCAAGAAGUACAUAGCCGGUAACUACAAGGUGGAUAUGGUAAGAGUCUCCCCCUUCAUCAAGAAGUACCUGAAGAGCGCCGUCACUGAUGGUAAACUUCUACAGACCAAGGGAAAGGGAGCAGCCGGUUCUUUUAAACUCGGCGCAGCAGCUAAGAAGCCAGCAGCCCCCAAGGUGAAGAAACCCAAGGCAGUUAAAAAGCCCAAGGCGGAAAAGCCAAAGAAGGUAAAGAAAGUCAAGACACCAAAGAAGGCCGCAAAGAAACCAGCAGGAGAAAAAAAGGCAGCUAAGCCCAAGAAAGCGAAAUCCCCCAAGAAAGCCGCCAAGACUGCCAAGCCCAAAACCGUCAAGAAAGUGAAGACCCCGAAGAAAGCAGCUAAGCCUAAAGUAAAGAAGACCCCUAAGAAGGCCGCCAAGAAGUAAACCCGAUGUUUCUGACGCAUCAA